Molecule: messenger RNA, 5351 nt
Organism: Mercenaria mercenaria
Lineage: Eukaryota; Metazoa; Mollusca; Bivalvia; Venerida; Veneridae
Product: ADAMTS-like protein 3
Exons: 17
Coding region: 441-3479 (1012 amino acids)
Biological process (GO): extracellular matrix organization
Cellular component (GO): extracellular matrix
Molecular function (GO): metalloendopeptidase activity
Source: RefSeq, a predicted model, not a curated record
GCCGAUGUGAAGCGAUAGAGCGAUAAAUUGCUGCCAUAAAGUAGUAUGUUAGAUACCUGAACGGUGUAGGUGAAACCUCAUUUAUUUCAAGUCUAGAGCAUCAAUAGGGUAAUUGUGUAAUGCUGGCUGGGAACGCCGGCAUACUGAUUUAAUUAGGAAUUUACAGGAAGAAUUUAGCAACCAACAUAUUUAUUUUUGUCAGUGUCAGAUAUUUUAAGAAAAUGGAGAUGUACUUUUUACUAUUUUAUCUGAAGUAUGUGAUUAUAUUGUAACGCUAUUAAUGUACUGUUACGUAAAUCAUUAACAGCAUGACUUUGAUUUACCGGAGAUUCAAGGAGAUCUACGAAUGCUUUAUUUGAACCAGGGAUAUAUAUACCUCAAUCAGCGGUUCAAAUGGCAGAUUAACGCAUAUUUUCAAGACGUUAUAUUGGAAUAACAUAAUGAAGUGCCAUUUCCUAGGAUUUUUGAUAUGCCACAUGUUAUUGUCCGAAACAACCGCAAGUUAUUGGUCUAAAUGGAGUACCUGGAGCGAGUGCUCGCGAACGUGUGAUGGCGGGGCUAAGUAUCAAACACGGAGGUGUAUCAGGCGGCGAUCACAGGAUUUUAGAUGUACUGGUUCCGGAAUUCUUUACUCAACCUGCAAUAAUAAAGCCUGUAAGUCCGGUGUACCUGACUUCCGGUCGGAGCAAUGUGCUGCAUAUAAUGACGCCUCCUAUUCUGGUCACACGUUUAAAUGGCUCACAUACCACGAUCCCGUGCAUCCAUGUGCGUUGUCCUGUAUUGCAGAGGGAACUCAGAUGAUUGCCAUAUUGGCACCUAAAGUCCUGGACGGAACACGAUGUUACAACAGUACCUUGAAUAUGUGUAUAAAUGGAAAAUGUGUGCCAGUAGGAUGUGAUCAUGUUCUGCAUUCCAAAGUUACCGAGGACUCCUGUGGAGUAUGUGGGGGUGAUAAUAGCACGUGCUCCAGUAACAAGCACGUGUCAUCGGAACGGUACCGAUGGAUACAAACCGGAUACGGAUCGUGCUCUGUCACGUGCGGUACAGGUGUCAAAGACAAACGCCUUCUGUGCUUUGAUUCUUACAAAGGCCGGGUGAUGGACUCAAUUCAUUGCGAUAGUAUAGAGCGACCUACAGACACGAGAACAACGUGCAGACCCGGGUCAUGUCCACCUGGAUGGCGCGUUGGUCCUUGGCAGAACUGCACACGUGAUUGUGGUGGAGGAGUGUCAUGGCGUGUAGUCACGUGCAUCAAGACGUUUGAGGACGGUACACAACAGUUGAUGCGGGAUAGUGACUGUGACAGCGCUACCAGACCUUCUUCGAGAAAAUCAUGCAACGGAUAUAUAUGUCCCACGUGGUAUGCGGGGGAGUGGUCUGUGUGCAGUGUAAGUUGUGGAACUGGUGUACAGACACGUGAGGUAAUCUGCCGGCAUGUCGGGGAGAAAUUUUGCCAUGUUAAGGACAAACCACGGACAGAGAAGAAGUGCACAACGGGAAUACCUUGUUAUGAUCUUAACGGAGACAUCCAGGAAAGAAAGGUUGGCCAGUUAAAAGUUUCUGACGACAUUCCUCAAGGAGAUCAGGCAAUCACAAAGGAGGACCUAUUUGAACCCCGAUUUGUAACGACUACCUGGGAUUCGUGCAGUGCCUCGUGUGGAGAAGGUGUUAGGUUUCGAUAUGUUCGUUGCCAGGUGUUUCUGUGGUACCUUAAUGACUUUUCUGAUCUUCCAGAUGAGGAUUGCAAUGAGACGAAGCCGGCUGAGUACGAGACGUGUAUGGUCGAGCCCUGCUAUGAUCUGUACGAGUGGGUCCCUGAUGGCAUGACGGAAUGUAGUCAUACCUGUCUAGGGGGAAUACAAGAGUCCAUACUGAAAUGUAAGACGAAAGAAAACCAAACAAUUGUGGAUGAUUCUCUUUGCAUCGAGGCCCCGCAUGUACAAACCGAAAGACGAAUAUGUAAUGUGAAACCAUGCCCACAAAGAUGGGAACUAGGUGAUUAUGGCGAAUGUUCUGCGACUUGUGGAGGCGGUCAGAUGUCAAGAAAUGUGAAAUGUAUACAAGAAUAUGCACAAGGGCCUACAAUACUGAACCUGCCAGACUUCAUGUGUAGCCAGCCUGUUCCGGACAGAGUAUCACCCUGUAAUACUAUAGAUUGUCCUGGGCAGUGGUUUGUUGGCAACUGGUCUGAGUGUUCAGUAACUUGUGGACUCGGAGUUCGAGCAAGGCUUCCUCUGUGUCAGAAAAUUCGAAAUGAAAAAUUGGUGAAUGUUUCUCGUUCGGAAUGUGACAUAACUCUUAAACCGGAUACGGAAAUGACGUGCAAUAUGACGUCAUGUCCGGAACCAAUGAUUAAAAGUAGAAAUAUAAAAUUUUAUCAAUUAAGUGAACUUUCUAAAGUGAAACUUAUAGUUGGAAUGGAAGCUAAAGUUGUUCCUGAAACAAAUAUUAUAUUAAAAUGCCCACAUGUUGGCUUAGAUAGACAGAAAAUAACCUGGUUUAAAAAUGGUUUGAAAUUUAGACGUUCUAAACGAGCGCGAGUUUCAAAAUCUGGUGCUUUAAGAAUACGUAAUGCUCUUCCUGGUAGAGACGAUGCCAUUUAUAAUUGCUUAGUAGGUGGACUUGAAGCGAAUGUGUCGAUUUCAUUUGGAUCUUCUUUUGACAUUUUACAAGCAAGAGUGUAUAGAGAAAAGUUUUUAACUGGAAAAGCCAGCAAAGAGUACUCAUUGCUCAAUAAAACUGUAUUAUAUACUGAUCCAGUGGACAGGGUGAGAAAACCAUUGACUUUGAUAUCCACAGACUGGUCCAGGUGUAGUGUCACCUGUGGUGGUGGACUUCAGUCUAGGAACCUAAGUUGUGAACUUAUUACAAGUGAUUAUUAUGAAGUUUUGCCGAAGGAAGUUUGUUUUAAGGCGUCGUCAAGGAAGCCAUCUAUGAUUCAAAGCUGCAAUACAAACCCGUGUGUGAAAUGGAGAACAGGAGAUUGGUCGAUGUGUAGCCAUGACGACUGUGUACGUCACCAAUACUCCAUAGAGAGGAGAGACGUUGACUGUGUCAAUGAGUUCAAUGACUCUAUUACUGAGGCUACAUUCUGCUCCUCUCUAGGAUUUCCACCAGACAAUAUCAGGGACUGCUUCAAUCCUAACUGUACUUUCCAAUGGGAAACAUCACGAUGGUCGAAGUGUGUGUCCAAUUGCGACGAAAAAGGAUAUAAAACGAGAACGUUGACCUGUGUCUGGUCAGGAAGUGGUCAGACUGCCCCUAUUGGAAGCUGCAGCACGUUACCACAACCGAAAACAACAAGAAAAUGCAAAGGAGCACCGUGUAACAGCUUGGUCUGUGAAGAUGAAAGUGAAUACUGCAGUAUCAUAUACCAAAUGAAUAUGUGCCAUUAUUCCAACUUUGAACAGCGAUGUUGUCUGACAUGUAAUCCUGAUUAUUAUGACGAAACUUACUACGACGAAGCUGAUGAAAGCUGAAUAUUUUAAUUAUUAGAUGAUUUAUCAUAAACUGCAUUCAAACAUCCCGACGAAUGUUGAGGAAAGAUAUCAUUAUUCGACUUGUUUUUGAUUGUCUCAAACAGAUGGUAACUGGUUGGAAAUGCGGGAUGUAAAAGCAUGUAUUGGGAGGAAAAACCUAUUCGUGUUCAUAGUUUCUUACCUGGAAAACUUAUACAACCUGCAAAUACUGUCAUCUACAAAACUGAGCAUCAGUUACAUGAACACACAAAUGAAAUAAAUACCCAAGGAGAAGAGUUUGUGUAGUUUAAACGGUAGUGCGCAGAAACAGUCUAGUUUGAAUUAGCUGUGCAUGACCCAGUCUUUGUGAAGUAAGUUUAAAGAGCACAAGACGGCCAUUGCCAUUUCUCAAAACUCCGGUAUUAGUUUAAAUGGCUUCGAGAAAAAUCUUGAAUAAUUAACCAGUGCAAAUGUUACUUUCUUUCCAUGUCUUUUAAUCUUGUUUAUCUGUUUCAUGUAUCGGAAAAGGACAUCAGUAAACUAAAAUUUUGCAGGGGUAUAAAGUUCAGAUUUAGAACGGAAAAUUGUCGAAGGAAUAAGGGAAACUGCCCUAUAGUUUAUGGGAAUAUAAACCGUUUUAAUAUACCUUUCUUUUAGAGAUUCUAAUCAGCCUAUGUAUUUCACAUAUUCCAAGUCAACCAUAUGGUUCUUUUAUAUUAUGUCUAUCACUGACGUGAUAUUUAAAUCCCCAAUGAGAAUCCGGAAAACAAGAGCACCAAGGUGUUUGUUUCUGGAACUUUGGAUUUUCUGUUGGAUAUUCACCUGUGUUUUGUCAUAUUCUUUUUAUUGUAUUCAGUGGGGAAUUUAUUUCAUGUAAACGCAAAUACUGAUAAGCCUUAGAAUAGCAAUUUCAUUCCGAAAUAAAUACACCAUAUCUGACAUGAUCUUCGCCAUUGCCGUUUACGUGUAGCUUGUAGUUGCAGGUCAUGAACUUUAGCAAACAACGUGCUUUAAAUAUAAUUUACAUUUUUAGAGAAUUGAAAUAUAAGUUUUAUGUAAGACCUUUCGUGUCUGAAGCAUUAUAUCGCAAUGAGAAUCUACAUUUUUGAUGUUCAAAAUCACGUAAUUACAAAGGAAGCGGGUCAUCUUUGAAAACAUAUGCAAUGCUUUUGUAAAGUUUAAACACAUCAGUAUUUUGCACGUAUACUUGCCAUUAACAAUCUACAAAUGGUGUUGUGAUUAGCCUGACGGCCACUACUGGUCUCCAAUUCCAUCUUCAUACAAAUUCUCCGGCAUUCGCGUUAGGUGUAAGCUUUCAUCAUAAUAGGGCUUAAAUAAAUUAGUAUAUUGGUUUGAACCAACUUGUGGAUUUAUGAAGUCAAUUUGCAUGGUUUGUCAAUAAUAAAGCCGCUAACUCUGCUUAUACUGUUACCGCCUGUAACCGCUUCAUCUUGGUUUGCUUCCCUGGACGCUAAACAUAAUUAUAUUAGAUUUUUUAUGGAGAGAUGAAAAUUUGAACUCUAUACAGUUACCUAUUUUGCUGUCAUCAUUAGCUAAUAUCAUGUACACGCCUGUGAAGCUAAAUAAAUGUUUUUUUGUUGUUGUUUAAUUGUUUCAAUAUUGUUGACGCUACGUCAUAAAUAUAGAUAGUGUUUAUUUUGGGAUUAAUAUUUAUGUGUGAAUGUGGUUUUGUGUUUUUACAGUGUUGUAUUUGUAACUGACAAUAUUCAAAAUGUUACCCAGCUGUUCCUGAAGCAUAUGUUUGCUUUUGUAGAAAGUAUAUAUAGAUCACAAGAAUAGCAUCCCGUCAGAGUAAAACACAAUGUCCUCUUUCAUGAAGAAUAAAACUGUCUUAAAUAUUUUACAAGUGUUAUUAAAUAUAAAAUGCCUUUC